Molecule: messenger RNA, 768 nt
Organism: Oncorhynchus masou masou (cherry salmon)
Lineage: Eukaryota; Metazoa; Chordata; Actinopteri; Salmoniformes; Salmonidae
Product: guanine nucleotide exchange factor DBS-like
Exons: 8
Biological process (GO): intracellular signal transduction; positive regulation of Rho protein signal transduction
Cellular component (GO): cytoplasm
Molecular function (GO): guanyl-nucleotide exchange factor activity
Source: RefSeq, a predicted model, not a curated record
AUGCUCCGACUGCACCUUCUUCCAGUACACACCAUAUACACCUCCCCUGAGGUACACACCAUAUAUACACCUCCCCUUAGGAAUGUCCAGAAGAAACUGGAACAUAAACUGGGCUUGGAUUCCUAUCUCCUGAAACCGGUCCAGAGGAUCACCAAAUACCAGCUCCUGUUGAAGGAGCUGCUAAAGUACAGUAAGGGCUGUGAUGGGUCAGAGGCCCUGCAGGAGGCGCUCACCUCUAUCCUGGGAAUCUUGAAGGCUGUCAAUGACUCCAUGCACCUCAUUGCUAUCACUGGAUACGAUGGUCACCUGGGUGACCUGGGCCGGCUGCUGAUGCAGGGGUCAUUCAGCGUGUGGACGGAACACAAGAAAGGUCACGCCAAGGUCAAGGACAUGGCCCGCUUCAAGCCUAUGCAGAGACACCUGUUCCUGCACGAGAAAGCCCUGCUCUUCUGUAAGAGACGCGAAGAGAACGGGGAGGGCUAUGAGAAAGCCCCCUCCUACAGCUUCAAACAGUCCCUUAGUAUGAGUGCUGUGGGCAUCACUGAGAAUGCCAAAGGUGACAACAAGAAGUUUGAGGUCUGGUGCAACUCACGGGAGGAGGUGUACAUUGUGCAGGCCCCGACGACUGAGGUGAAAACGACGUGGGUGAACGAGAUCCGGAAGGUUCUGACAACACAGCUGGAGGCCUUCAGAGAAGCCAGCCAACAGAGGUCGUCAGACGGACUGUUCCAGUUCCCUCCCUACCGCUGGAGAACCUGUCAGCCUCGG